AUGAAGGAUUCACAAAGCUCCAGUAAGAUGAAAGGCUCCGAUAACCAGGAGAAACUGGUUUAUCAGAUCAUCGAGGACGCAGGAAACAAAGGUGAGCCUACCCCCCACCCCUCUGCCUCACAGCGCUCAUUUCAAACUCCUUCCAUUGUGAAGACUCUAGACAACACUUUAGAACGUCCGGACGCGAGCCGGAAGUACCGGAAGUACCGGAAGUACCGGAAGUACCAGAAGUACCGGAAGUAG
Knipowitschia caucasica is the source of this 243-nucleotide messenger RNA. NCBI's taxonomy places the organism in Eukaryota, Metazoa, Chordata, Actinopteri, Gobiiformes, Gobiidae. The record is from the annotation of a GenBank genome assembly.